UAUUCCACCAGAACCAUCAGAUCUCUAUUCUGCUCCAGAAUUCAAGAUGGCCUUUAAGUUUCUUAUUUUAACUGCUUUGUUAGCAGUAGCUUGUGCUAGAAUAAUCAGUACACCUUCUGCAGCAGUGGCUGUUGCUCAUCCACCCACGACACUUGUCAGAACUGAAUCUUACGAUCCACACCCACAAUAUAGUUAUGGGUAUAGCGUAGCUGACGGUCUUACUGAUAAAAUAUAUUUAGGAGACAAUAAAGCUCAACAUGAAACUCGAAAUGGUGAUGUUGUGCAAGGUAGUUACAGCUUGGUGGAACCUGAUGGUACAAGACGCACUGUUUCCUAUGCAGCUGAUUCUAUCAAUGGUUUCAAUGCAGUCGUUCGAAAAAAUCCGAAUAUUAACGUUCACGCUCAUGCCUCAACCACAGAACCUGGUCAGAUUUACGCACAACAACCUUACUUAACAUCUGGAUCAGUCAUUGCCACUGCUAAUGCUAAUAUUUAUCAUCAACCAGCUCUGGCAGUCACUUCUCCAUACGUAACAUCAGCUUUAGCUGAAGCUGGCUCAUUAUACGAUACUCAUCCUGUAUACGAUACUCUUGAUUACGGUUCAUCUCGUCUAGUCAGAGUUCACUAGAUGUCAUUUUAUAACAACACAGUCUAUUCUCACAUUAAAUAGACCUCAUUGACGAGCUAAAUCGUUUCAACUUUGGACACGGGAUUUAAAAAUAUUAUCUUCAAGUAUAUUAGUGAUACCAUAAUACCCAUAAUCACAAAAUUGCAUUUUAUUGUAUGAAAAAAAAUCCCUAUAGUAUUGAAAAGAACAUGAUUAGAAAACAUAUUGUAUUAUGAAUAAUAUAUAAUAAACGAAAAAUU
Molecule: messenger RNA, 867 nt
Organism: Chelonus insularis
Lineage: Eukaryota; Metazoa; Arthropoda; Insecta; Hymenoptera; Braconidae
Product: larval cuticle protein A1A-like
Exons: 4
Coding region: 47-628 (193 amino acids)
Cellular component (GO): extracellular matrix
Source: RefSeq, a predicted model, not a curated record